AUGAAUAAAAAGAAACUUAAGGGUAAAAAGAAAGAAGCUAAAGAUAAAAAAAGCAACAAUAAAUUGAAGAAACUAACAAAUGGAGAAAUAGAAAAUAUUAUCAAAACGCAAAAAGAAGAACUUAUUAGAAUAAAUCAAAAAAAACACCUUUUAGAAAAAAAGCUAAGUGAAAAAAACAAAGAGUUUGAAAUAUUUAAAAAUGAAUACAAAGAAUUGAAAAAUAAAGUAAAUGUAAUUAAUGAAGACUGUGAAAAGUAUGAUGAAAAGAUACAAGAAGAAAAUAAAACUAUCAAAAGUAAAUCUAUUUUUUAUAAUUUUCAAAAUGAGGAAGAGAUGAAAAAGUUAGAAAAGGAGAAAGAUAAUCUCAAAAUUUUAAUUGAUGAGAAACAUGAAGAAACCAUGAAUAAUAUAUUAAAUCAUAUAGAACAACAACGUCUUAGUUUAGACUAUGAAAAAAACAAAAAUUUUGAAGAAAUUAAUGAAUUAAAUAUGUCAUUCGAUGUGAGGAUGCAAAAUGUAGAGGAGUUAUUUACAAAAUAUUUAGAAUCAUAUGAUAUAGAGAAAAAAGAAGAAGUGGAUGAUAUAAUAGAGAAUUAUAAAAUUUUAGAGAGGAACGAAAUAAAUUAUAUACAAAAUAUGUAUAAUGAUCAUGUUAAGAAUAUUAAAGAAAUACAUAUGGUAGUUCUGGAGAAUUAUAAAAAAUAUUAUAUUGAUCAACUCAAAGAAAAUAUAAAGAAAAUAAAAGGUUUAAAAGAAAAAAUAAAUGAACUCGAAAUAAACGAUAGGGAAAUAAAGAACGAUUUAAAUGUACAUAAUAAUGAAUAUGAUUCUAUGGUAGAUAAUAUUAAAAAUUUAGAAUUGAAGAGAGAAAAUUUGAAGAGGGACCUAAAGUUUUAUUCAAAAGAUUUCGUCAUAUAUAAAAACUUAGAGCUAAUUUAUAAUGAAAGUGAUGUUCAUAUAAAAAAUUUAAAACAAUUCUCACAAAGUUCAAGAGACAAAAUUACUCAAGUGGAAAAAGAGUUAAAGAGAAUAUCUGAAGAUGAAUUAAAUGUAGACGAAUAUUUUGAAGAUAUUAAAAAACAAAAUAUUCUUUUGAAAAAAAAGAUAGAAAGUAUUGAUAUUAAUUUGGAAGAUAUCAAUACAGAAUUUCAAUCUUAUAUAAAGGAGCAUAAUAUAAAAGAUGAAGAUGUACAAACUGUAAGAAAGGGAAUAAACUUUUGUUUAAAUACAUAUAACAGAGAAUUUGAUAAUUUGUUGUAUACCCAAAAGAAAAUGAAGAAGAAAAUCAAAGACACUGUAAAUAUAUAUGAAAAAAAAUUGAAAGACAUAAAUAUAAAAAAGGACACAUAA
This is a messenger RNA of Plasmodium gaboni, 1350 nucleotides long. RefSeq names its product putative GAS8-like protein. The transcript has 4 exons. Lineage: Eukaryota; Apicomplexa; Aconoidasida; Haemosporida; Plasmodiidae. Gene Ontology annotation, biological process: cell motility. The record is from RefSeq and is a predicted model, not a curated record. The coding region runs from base 1 to 1350 and encodes 449 amino acids. Gene Ontology annotation, cellular component: microtubule; Golgi apparatus; motile cilium. Gene Ontology annotation, molecular function: small GTPase binding; microtubule binding.